Messenger RNA from Eremomyces bilateralis CBS 781.70, 1359 nucleotides. RefSeq names its product putative feruloyl esterase. The transcript is spliced from 5 exons. Bases 1 to 1359 code for a protein of 452 amino acids. Lineage: Eukaryota; Fungi; Ascomycota; Dothideomycetes; Eremomycetales; Eremomycetaceae. The record is from RefSeq and is a predicted model, not a curated record.
AUGAUCCCGUCGCUGUUCAACGGAUCUAUCUCGGCCGAUGCGUGCUCGGCCUCUUUGAUACCAUAUCCCACUCUCUUUGGCGCAGAAUUCUUGUCUCUAGAUGCCAACUUCGUGUCAAACUAUACAAAUAAUGUCCAUAUUGGGCUCUAUGCCAAUCAUGGCGGCGUCAAUGUGGAGAAUGUUGACUUCUGCAACGUCACCGCUUCGUACACCCAUCCUGGCGUGAAUGACACGAUCUACAUCCAGGUUUGGAUGCCAUCUGACACCUGGAAUGGCAGACCACAAGCCAUUGGAGGAGCUGUGGCCGUUGGCGAAGGCUACGCGACUGUCGGGACUGAUGCAGGCUUAGGUUCUGAUGUUGAUCCCACCAAUUGGGGACUCCUGUGCGAAGGAAAUCCCAACCUCCAUCUGCUCCAAAACUUGGCGUCUGUCUCGCUCAACGAUGUUUCCGUCGUAGCGAAAAGCACCGUGAAGUCCUUCUAUGGUCAGCUUCCUGCAUAUUCAUACUUCAGUGGCUGUUCUCAGGGCGGCCGCCAGGGUCUAAUGCUUGCCCAACGUUACCCAGAUGCCUAUGAUGGUAUUGCUGCUAGCGCACCGGCAAUCAAUUGGGCCGAGUUUUUCGUCUCGUUUCUAUGGCCAGCUUUUCUUAUGGAUCUACAUGGCCAGUAUCCACCUUCGUGCGAAAUUGAGGCAUUGACUGGAGCUGCAAUCGCCUCCUGUGAUGGAGAGGAUGGUGUGAUAGAUGGAGUCAUUACGAACCCCGAGACCUGCACAUUCGACCCUACAAGUCUUGUUGGCAAGUGGACUGGCGCUAAACGAGUCGAUAAUUCGAGUAUUUGGUUUGGUGUAGGCAAAGACGCCCAAUUGACCGAUUCAACAAUCCAACGGGGAAUCGCUUCUACCACGUGCACUUCCAACAGAACUUGCACACCCAAUGAAUUGGAGCUCGGUACAAACUGGGUCAAGCUCUUCAUUCAGCGAAGUCCAACCGCGACCACAAGGUUUCUUACCCACGAAGAUAAGAGAGGUGGUAAGCUCUCCGACAGUGUCAUACCGACACGUGAGAGUGAGGAUUACUAUGAUCGGAUUGCGGCUGUCGACCCCAACGUUCAGGACUAUUAUCGUCUAUUUCUUGCACCUGGUUUAGGUCACUGUUUUGGCGGCUCUGGCGCAUAUCCCGACACCACAUUUGACGCCCUGAGAGAAUGGGUGGAGAACGGAAUUGCUCCAGAAACAGUGGCCGCCACCAGUGUGUCAACUUCGCCCGUCAUCAAACGCCCACUGUGCCCAUAUCCAAAGAAGCAGAUAUAUGAUGGUAUUGGGGACUCAACUGCUGGUAAGGGAUUCCACUGCGUUUGA